Messenger RNA from Zootoca vivipara (common lizard), 2426 nucleotides. Its product is annotated as B-cell receptor CD22. The record is from RefSeq and is a predicted model, not a curated record. Gene Ontology annotation, cellular component: membrane. Lineage: Eukaryota; Metazoa; Chordata; Lepidosauria; Squamata; Lacertidae. Gene Ontology annotation, biological process: cell-cell adhesion.
AGAGAGGAAGAAAUAGAGCGUGAGGAGGAAGCUGCCCCGCUUGCAGGUGCUGGGGGGCAGCAGCUGGAGACCCCCCUGGUCUGUGAUAGCUUUUCCUUCUUCCAACUCACCCGCUGGCUUCGCUGUGCAUGACGGAGAAGAGACGGAUUUCCCAUUCCCCCAGCCCUGAGCCUCUCUCAGGGCUGCGAACCCAGAGGUGCUUCACAACAUGAGACUCUCCGGCAAAGGUCUCCCACUGGCAUGUCUCCUAGUUCUGUUUUACAGCCCUGUUUCUGAUGCCUGGACGUCCAUGCUGCCUAGCUCCAUCCAAGCCCUGAAGGGCUCCUGCGUGGUCAUUCCCUGCUCGUUCACCUUCCCGGGUUCCCGCGAUUCCUGGGCUGGCAAGUUCAGUGUGGCUUGGUACCAGUACCGGUCGAGAGGGUACCCUGAAAUCUACAACAGCAAAAGCCAGGGCAGUGUCUUGUCAGGGUACCAAGGGCGGACAGACGUCCUGGGAGACCUAGAGAUGGGCAACUGCACCCUUAGCAUCAACCCUGUUCGCAGCGAGGAUGCCAUGAGCUACUAUGUCUGGAUCAACCCCGAUUCGGUUAGCCACCGCUUCUACGACGUCACGGUCCGGGUGGACGUAGCAGACACUCCAUCGCAACUGGAGGUGAGUGACCCAGGCUUACUGACCGAAGGCGACCGCACCCUGAUCACUUGUUCAACCCUGCACACCUGCCCCUUGACUCCACCUACUCUGGCCUGGAACCUUGUGGGAGUCAAGGCUGCCACAGCCCAGGAACGUCUUGCUGGGGGUUCCUGGCGGACGGAAUCGGAACUCAGCUACACCCCUUCGCACAAGGAUCAUGGCAAAUACCUGCAGUGCACAGCCACCUUCCCAAACCAGCAACAGUCUAGUAAUGGAAUCUACCUGCAGGUUAAAUAUUCUCCCAAAAAUGCUGUCGUCUCCGUCGUGGGGAACCCAAACCUGAAAGAAGGAGACAGCGUCACCCUCCGAUGCAGCAGCCAGAGCAACCCCCCGGCUGUCAGUUACCGGUGGUUCUUCGGGCCUCGCAAAGCACCACUGCGGGCAGCAGGUGUUGGGCCAGAGGUGACCCUGGCAGAUGUGCGGAGGGACUCGGGGCCAUACCACUGUGUUGCAGAGAAUGAUGUCGGGAUGGGGGAAGACUCGCCGCCCACCUACCUCAACGUGGAGUAUAAGCCAGUGAUCCUGCCUCAAGGGAACUGCACCCUGUCACGGACUGGAGAGAUAGUAACGUGUUACUGCAUAGCCGAGGGAAACCCCUUACCCGAAAUCGAGUGGCGCCUACCAAACCGUACCGUUCCUGGGGAGUUCAACAGCUCUGAGCUGCAGGCAGCCUCAGUCUCCUGGGGACAGGCCAUCAUUGGGAUAUUGACAGGCCCCACCUCCAGCCUCACCAACGUGUCUUGCACAGCUACCAACCAACACGGGCCAAGCCAAAUCACACUGCCCACCAUCCAGGCAGGGGACACCACCCUCCUGCUUAUGGCCUCUGGGGGUGCUGUUGGGGGCCUUCUCUUCUUCUCCCUGCUGGGAACGGUGAUCUACAAGGUGAUGAAGAGCAGAAAAAAGGGGCAGAAGCAAGAGGAAGACGAGGACCAGGAGGACCCUACGCUGUAUGUCACGGAUGAAAAUGGGGAGCAGAAGACGUCGCUCAAAGUAGAGAAGCCCUCCAGGUCCAAGAAGAAAGAGGAGCAGUUCAACAUGUACAGCAAGUCGAAGGGAGGAGGGAGCCCAGCUGCUGACAAUGAUCUGAGCACCAAGGCCUACGAAUCCAUGGCGGUGGUUGAAGAUUAUGAAAAUGUAUCAGCCGGUGAGCUGACUGGACUUUAUGGGAACCUGGGCAACUGGCAGCCCACCUCUGGAACCGACCAGAUCUACUCCAAUGUCUGACCCAACCCAAGGGAGGAGAGAACUUUUGCCCAAAUGCUUUCCUUUUCCUUUUUUUUCUAUUUAACAAGUGCUUGUAUAAUAACUAGAAGUAAUGCUAGCUAGACCAAUGGGGGUGAUCGGGUAGGAGAGCCGUGGGGGUGGUGUCAAAUUCGUAUGCCCAAAUAAACCUUCUGGGGCUCCCUCCAUGCAACGGUUACCUCCUACAAUUCCCUGGGGGAGUAUUGUUAGUAUAAACCCUUGGGACUCCCUGCUCCAGGGAGAACAAAAUACUAGUAUUAACUCUCAGGACUUCCUGCUCUUUUUGUGUGUGUCCAGGGAUAUGUUCUUGGGUGUAGAACCCCAGUUCCCAGUACAUGAGGGGGAAUAUUUAUGACCUUACCCCCCGAGGCUCCUUUCUGUGAGGAAGUAUUAUUGAUCCUCACCCCUGGGAUUUCUUGCUGCGAGAGGGAUAGCUGUUGGCACUGAACCCCUCCAAGACAGCCGGCUGAAGGGUGUUUGGAAGGCUGUG